Messenger RNA from Populus euphratica (Euphrates poplar), 5826 nucleotides. RefSeq lists its product as uncharacterized. The record is from RefSeq and is a predicted model, not a curated record. NCBI's taxonomy places the organism in Eukaryota, Viridiplantae, Streptophyta, Magnoliopsida, Malpighiales, Salicaceae. Gene Ontology annotation, molecular function: chromatin binding. Bases 355 to 5277 code for a protein of 1640 amino acids. Gene Ontology annotation, cellular component: nucleus. The transcript is spliced from 4 exons.
UCUUUUUGCCGUCUCUCUCUCUCUACGAUUUCUCGCUUGCCUGCUCGCUUUUCUUUCUCCAUGAUUUUCUCACUCUAGAUUCUCGAUACCUCAUCUUCUCACUCUAAAUCAAAGCAGAAUCUCUUAUUUAACGGAUCGCAUAUCGAUUUGGAUCGAUUGAUCAGCGGUGUUAAUUGAUUUUGGUCAAAUUAGGUUUGAAUUGCACUGCUAAACGGUCUACAGAAGCUAGGGUUUUUCUUUUCCUUUUUUUGGCCUUGGUUGGAUCUAGGGUUUUUGAAUUGGUGAAUUAAUUGAGAGGGGAAGUGUGAGUUAGGAUUAAGGGUUGAUGGUACUCGAAGGGGAAAAUGCAAGGCUAUGCUGCAUGGGCGGGAAGUUGAGGAGGAGAGGAAAAAGGAUCGUAUCCGGCACAUGUUGACUGCUCCCAUACGUGUUAACAACAAUUCAGUUGUAGCUGCUCCCGAUUUUGUUUCUUCUCCUUCUCCUUCUUCUUCUUCUUUGUCAUCUCCAGCCUAUUCUUUUUACAAGGAUGGACGCAAGAUCAGUGUUGGAGACUGUGCUCUGUUCAAACCGCCCCAGGAUUCCCCUCCUUUCAUAGGAAUAAUUCAGAGACUGACUACUGGUAAAGAGAACAAGUUAAAGUUAGGUGUGAAUUGGCUUUAUCGGCCUGCUGACAUAAAGCUUGGCAAAUGCAUCCUUUUGGAAGCUGCGCCAAACGAAGUAUUCUUUUCCUUUCACAAGGAUGAAAUUCCUGCCGCAUCACUACUCCAUCCGUGUAAAGUUGCCUUCCUUCCAAAAGGUGUUGAACUUCCAUCAGGGAUUUGCUCAUUUGUUUGCCGGCGAGUUUAUGACACUACAAACAAAUGUUUAUGGUGGCUAACUGAUCAGGAUUAUAUUAAUGAACGGCAAGAAGUAGUGGAUCAGCUAUUAUCUAAGACACGCUUAGAAAUGCAUGCAACAAUUCAGUCUGGUGGAUGUUCUCCUAAGACAAUGAAUGGUCCAACUUCAACACCACAGCUGAAGCCUGGUUCUGAUAGCAUACAGAAUAAUGCCCCCUCCUUCCCUUCACAAUCUAAGGGAAAGAAAAGGGAUCGUGGAGAUCAGGUGUCUGAGCCCAUUAAACGAGAACGUUUUAUGAAAAUGGAUGAUGGGGAUUCUGUUCAUAGACCUGAAAGCAUUUGGAAAUCUGAGAUUUCUAAAUUUACAGAAAAGGGUGGACUUGUGGAUUCUGAAGGGGUUGAGAAAUUAGUGCAUCUCAUGCUGCCAGAGAAGAACGAGAGAAAAGUAGAUUUGGUUGGCCGGUCAUUACUGGCUGGUGUGAUAGCUGCCACAGAUAAGUUUGAUUGCCUAAAUCGGUUUGUGCAGCUAAGGGGAUUGCCUGUAUUUGAUGAAUGGUUGCAGGAGGUCCAUAAAGGGAAGAUUGGAGAUGGUAGUAGCCACAAGGAUGGUGAUAAAUCUGUUGAGGAAUUUCUACUAGUUUUGCUUCGUGCAUUGGAUAAACUCCCAAUAAAUCUUCAUGCUUUGCAAAUGUGUAAUAUUGGCAAAUCUGUGAAUCAUUUGCGGACGCAUAAGAACUUGGAAAUACAGAAGAAAGCAAGGAGCUUGGUUGACACAUGGAAGAAACGUGUUGAGGCUGAAAUGGAUGCAAAUGCAAAGUCUGGCUCUAACCAAGAUGUCUCCUGGACUGCCAGAUCACGUCUUCCUGAAGUUUCACAUGGUGGGAACAGAUCUGGUGUAUCUUCUGAGGUUGCAAUGAAGAGCUCAGUUGUGCAACUCUCUGCUUCCAAAAGUGGUCCAGUCAAGCUUGUCCAAGGAGAGACUGUGACCAAGUCUGGAUCAUCUCCAGGGCCCAUAAAACCAGCAGCAUCACCUAAUGCAGCUGGUAAUAAUUUGAAAGAUGGACAGCCCAGAAAUACUGGUGUCAGUGGUACCAUGGAUCUACCUGUAUCAGCAGCUAGGGACGAGAAAAGCAGCAGUUCUAGUCAGUCCCACAACAACAGUCAAUCUUGUUCUAGCGAACAUGCCAAAACUGUGGGAAUGUCAGGAAAGGAGGAUGCAAGGAGCUCCACUGCUGUUUCAAUGGCAGCAAAUAAGAUCAUUGGUGGCUCUUUGCGGCAUCGUAAACCAGUUAAUGGCUUUUCAGGCCCAGCUUUAUCUGGGACCCAAAGAGAUAGUGGGUCAAGUAGAAGUUCUUCCUUGCACAAAAAUCCAGGUUCAGAGAAAUUGCAGCAGUCUAGUUUGGCAUGUGAGAAGGUACUUGAUUCUCCCAUGGCUGAGGGGAAUAACCAUAAAUUGAUUGUUAAAAUUCCCAAUAGAGGUCGCAGUCCCGCACAAAGUUCCAGUGGAGGAACUUUUGAAGAUGCUUUAGUCAUGAAUAGCAGAGCUUCUUCUCCUGUUCUUUCAGAGAGGCGUGACCAGUUUGAUCACAAUUUGAAGGAAAAAAAUGAUCCUUAUCAAGUUAAUAUCACAUCAAAUGUGAAGACUGAGUCAUGGCAAAGCAAUGAUUUCAAGGAGGUGCUGACUGCAUCAGAUGAGAGAGAUGGGUCGCCUGCCAAUGUUCUCGAUAAAGAGCAUGGUCGGACAGGUGAUGAUGCAAGGAAAUUAGGUGAAAUCUCAAAAACUACACCCUCUUUGACUGUGUUUGAACUUAAAUCAGGGAAGUCAUAUGAUGCUUCUUUCAGCUCCAUGAAUGCCCUGAUUGAAAGUUGUGUGAAGUAUUCUGAAGGAAAUGCAUCAAUGACAGUUGGUGAUGAUGUUGGUAUGAAUCUGCUUGCUAGUGUAGCUGCUGGGGAGAUUUCCAAGUCUGAUGUGGUUUCACCAACAAAUUCUCCUUGUAUAAGCAUGCCCAUCGAGCGCUUUUGUGCACCAAGUGGUCUGAGAGGAAAAUCAUCUCCGUGUGACGAUCCUGCUCAAAGCCAGGGUAAGUCUGCUGAUGGUGUUGAUGAUGACAACAAGAAGCGGGUUACUGUUGUUGGCACUCCUCCAUCCAAGAACACAGAGGCUAAAACCGUUCUGUUUUCACAAGAAAAACAUGCAGGGGAGCUCAAUGGACCUUCCAAUUCUUCCAGUGUGGAUGCUGCUGAACCAUGCAUGCAAAGCCAUGUGAAAUCUGAUGAAACAUUAGCAGCUUCGGUGUCCGCUGCUAGCAUGGCUGUGAAAACAUCAAAUUGUGGGGGCAAAGAACCAUGGGAGAAAGAGGGGGAUGGCAUAUCUGAGGACAAAAAUAAGUUGCAUGGUUCUGUCUUAACUGAGGUGAAUUAUACAGGAGUGCAAGUUGGGACUGAAGCAAUUGAAGGAUCAUCAUCAAACCAUCAUGUAGAGGUUGAUGGUGAGAACAAUAAAAACAUGAAUAAAGAGCUGGAUGUUUCUAUUCAGGCAGAUCCAAAACCACCUGCUAUGAUGCAGUCUGAUUUUUCAAAAGGAACCAAUGAUGAAAUGCCCCAACCUUCUAGUUCUGGUAAGGAUGCGAUUUCUGAAAACAUGCAUGAUGUGAAGGCUGGUGGAACAGAUGGCAGAAGUCAUUAUACCGAGAAAAAGAAAAUUGAACAUGAAAGUAAUACAGCCUCAGCUGCAACUGAUUAUGAAAGUGAGUGCAAGGUGGAGAGCCUGGGGGGCGAUCAGGGCAAUAAGCAAUGUAGUGCCAGACCAGCUGCUCACAAGGCAGAACCCACACUUGUUCAGGCAUCAGAACAAGUAGUGAGGUCAACAGGGUCAAAGUUGGCUGGCUCAGGAGCUGAUGAAACUGAGGAAUGUACAUCUGCCGCUGCUGAUGCUUCUUCAUCUGCUACAGGGGGAUCGGAUCUGGAAACAAAAGUUGAAUUUGAUCUGAAUGAAGGCUUUAUUGCUGAUGAUGGGAAAUAUGAGGAACAAAAUAACUUGAGAGAACCUGCAUGUUCUGCUGCUAUUCAACUAAUUAGCCCUUUUCCAUUGCCAGUUUCUUCCGUGUCUAGUGGGCUUCCUGCUUCCAUUACAGUAGCUGCUGCUGCAAAAGGGCCUUUUGUUCCACCAGAGGAUUUACUUAAGAGUAGAGGGGAGCUUGGUUGGAAGGGAUCAGCAGCCACUAGCGCAUUUCGUCCAGCUGAACCUAGAAAAGCUUUGGAGAUUUCAUUUGGUACAGCUAACAUCUCACUCCCUGAUGAAAUGGUGUCCAAGCCUGGUCGGCCCUUGUUGGAUAUUGACUUGAAUGUACCUGAUGAAAGAAUCCUUGAGGAUUUGGCUUUUCGAAUUUCUGCUCAGGAUACUGUUUCUGUCUCUGACCGUGCAAAAAAUAAUGAUUGUUCACGUGAUACACUGAUGGGUUCGUUAUCUGGUCGGAGCUUUGGGGGAUUUGAUCUUGAUUUGAAUAGAGCAGAUGAGGCUAGUGAUAUGGGUAAUCACCUGACAAGCAUUGGUCGGAGGCUGGAUGCCCCACUACUUCCUGCCAAAUUGUCAUCAGGUGUUCUUCUAAAUGGAGAGGUCAGCAGUUGCAGGGACUUUGAUUUAAAUGAUGGCCCACUUGUUGAUGAGGUGAGUGCCGAACCAUCAGCACAUAGCCAGCAUACCCGAAAUAUUGUGCCAUCCCAACCAUCUAUUUCUAGCCUUAGGAUCAACAGUACUGAAACGGGAAGCUUGCCCUCCUGGUUUCCUCAAGGGAAUCCAUAUCCUGCUGCCACGAUCCAAUCUAUCUUGCAUGAUAGAAGAGAGCAGCCUUUCCCUAUAGUUGCAACUGGUGGGCCUCGGAGGAUGUUGGCUCCCUCUACUGGCAACAUCCCGUUUAAUUCUGAUAUCUACAGGGGAGCAGUGUUGUCAUCUUCUCCAGCAGUGCCGUUUCCAUCUACUCCCUUUCAGUAUCCUGUCUUUCCUUUUGGGAACAGCUUCCCUCUGCCCUCUGCAACUUUUUCAGGUGGUUCAGCAUCGUAUGUGGAUUCAUCAUCUGGUGGGAGGCUUUGCUUUCCCACAGUAACCUCUCAAGUAUUAGCAGCACCGGUAGGUGCAGUCUCAUCUCAUUAUCCAAGGCCUUCUUAUGCUGUUAACCUCCCAGACAUUAACAAUAAUGGUGCUGCAGAGAGCAGUAGGAAAUGGGUAAGGCAGGGUCUAGACCUCAAUGCAGGGCCUCUAGGCCCAGACAUUGAAGGUAGAGAUGAGACUUCAGCUCUUGCAUCAAGGCAACUGUCAGUUGUCAGUUCACCAGCCUUUGCUGAGGAGCAAUCGAGGAUGUAUCAAGUGACUGGCGGAGGUGUUCCGAAGAGGAAGGAGCCAGAGGGUGAAUGGGAAGGUUAUAAGCAAUCCUCAUGGCAAUAGGGAUGAAUAAUGACACAAUCCAGUGAUCCCCAUUCUCCUGGAUUGAUGUUGGCUAACUCCAAAAGAUCAUCUAACAUGUGUUCUCAAGGAUGGGUGGUAAGUGAGUUAUUUGAUCUUCAGCCUCCAACCCCCACCCUGUCAGUGUACCCAUUGUAUGUUAAAGGGACAGAUUGUACCGUGAAAGGAAUCUGUCCAGGUCGUUUGAGCUGUCAUUUCCUUGAAUUUGUACUGGGUAGCUGCAGUUUACUUUACCCUUUGUAGAUAUUUUAACCAAUGGAAAGCGUGCAUUCUGUGACCCUGUUGCCCAGACAUUUGAAAUUGGUGUCCAUACUGUUGUGCAGUGCAUCGACAAUUUAUACUGCUGGAGGCAAAAUCACCCUUUCUUUUCCAAUCAUUCGCGAGAAUGAAUGGUGAUUGGAUUAGUAAACUUCUUUAAGCAGAAGCCCUUCUGUAUGUGCUUUGUUUUUAAGCAAUUUUUCUUCAUUUAUCUUUUCAUUCUCACUUUUAAUCACGUACAUAUAAUCAGAGUGGUCAGUGAAUUUUGGUGCU